Messenger RNA from Ochotona princeps (American pika), 724 nucleotides. It is a transcript of the gene PLN, whose product is annotated as phospholamban. Bases 92 to 250 code for a protein of 52 amino acids. The transcript has a single exon. The record is from RefSeq and is a predicted model, not a curated record. Gene Ontology annotation, molecular function: ATPase inhibitor activity. Gene Ontology annotation, cellular component: sarcoplasmic reticulum; membrane. Gene Ontology annotation, biological process: negative regulation of heart rate; negative regulation of calcium ion import into sarcoplasmic reticulum; negative regulation of ATPase-coupled calcium transmembrane transporter activity. NCBI's taxonomy places the organism in Eukaryota, Metazoa, Chordata, Mammalia, Lagomorpha, Ochotonidae.
CUAAAAGAAGACAGUCCUCGCAUAUUUGGUGCCAGCUUUUCAGCUUUCUCUUGACAUAUUAAAACUCCAGACUUCCUGCCCUCUUAGCGCCAUGGAGAAAGUUCAGUACCUCACUCGUUCUGCCAUACGAAGAGCCUCAACCAUUGAAAUGCCUCAGCAAGCAAGGCAGAACCUGCAGAACCUGUUUAUCAACUUCUGUCUCAUCUUAAUAUGUCUCCUGCUGAUCUGCAUCAUUGUGAUGCUACUCUGAAGUUCAGCUCCAGAUCUACAACUCCCCACCAGUGCAAAACCAGCCACCCCACCAAGAGGGAAAACCAACCAACGCCUCUGAAACACAAGAGUUUGUCUCUGAAAAGGCCAAAAUUGAGAGUAAAACAAAUUCUUAGCAAAUGUAUUGAUUGCCAGAUCCUGCACCCAUGAAAAGGGCUUUGUUUUCCAAAAGUAACUUUAAAAUGACUAUAAGAAGUGUGUAUAAUGUAACUGCUGACUGCUUCAACACGGCUUAAGAAAUUUCCAUUCCAAAUUUUUUCUGAGGAUGAAGUAAGAGUUUAAUUUUGAAACAGCACUGCUAGCAAGUUCACUUCAUAUGUAAGACAUUAGCUUCAUUCUGUGGGGUAAAUAUCACUUAUCUUGCACUGUAAAAGCUUCUUUGAUGCUAAGUAUUUCCCAGGUCUCCAUUAAGUACCAAAAUAAUAAUUCAAAUCAAGUGUCAUUACUCACAACA